AUGUCGCUCAAGAACCUCAAGCCGAUCACCAUCAAGCGCAACCCGUCGCUGCCGGACGGCUGCCAGCUCUUCCCCAUCGCGGACAAGUGGGCGGAGCUGCUGCCCGAGCGCGUGCCGCUGCAGUUCUCGCUCUUCCGCUACUUGGGCUUCUACGUGGCCUGCACCAAGAAUGGCAAGUCGACCGUCGUCAAGUCCCGUGCAGUGGCGGCGCUGCGCGUGACCAUCCAGAACGAGGACAAGGUGGUGUUCAACGAGAGGGUGGGCACCGCCUUCCCCAACGGCGUCUACUACGUGCAGGACAUCAGAUUGGAGAACGCGGGCGUCCACACGGUGUGCGUGACGGUGGAGGGAGGACUGGCCGACGACCUGGCGCCGCUCGUGCUCAAGACCCAGGUGUUCGAGUUCAUGGAGCUGCACGAGUGCCCCGACCUGGAGAAGGGCGCGUACCAGCCGCUGCGCGAGUUCGUGCUCAACUGCAUCAAGAACGGACACCGCGAGCAGCUGCGCGACGACUCGUUCCUCGAGACCUACGUGCGCACCAAGAAACACUCGCUGCGCAACAUGGAUGCAAGGAAAAACUCGUGCCGGACCACACACAAGCGCAAGCAAGAUCAUCCGAGCCGCACGGCAGACAAGAAGACCCAUGAUAACCUUUUUGCACGCCGAAAACGCGACUGGAAACGUGUACGGGCAGGAGACUUGCGGAUGUUCACGAUUGAACCGCUGCACGCGGGGGCUACCACCACGGUAUACAGCAGCAAGGAAAUGUUCCGCCAGCUAAGCCUCUACGCUCAAGUUUAG
Molecule: messenger RNA, 801 nt
Organism: Phytophthora sojae
Lineage: Eukaryota; Oomycota; Peronosporomycetes; Peronosporales; Peronosporaceae
Exons: 5
Coding region: 1-801 (266 amino acids)
Source: RefSeq, a predicted model, not a curated record